AUGUCGUCUAACCGCCCGCCGACUGUCGAAAGACUUCUGACGGCUUUUGAUUGCAUGCUGGUCGAUGGUUUCGCGAUACAAGACAAAACUCUGCUAGAAAAACUUUUGACAAGUCUGCAGAACGCGGAUGCUCUUUUGAGUACUGUACCAAUCAACGUUCACUGCAAAUGGUUUGCCAGCGUUUUGGACAUGUAUCGAAAUCAAACUCCAGUGUCUAGAAAUGCUUGUAUACAUCUGUACGCUUUUGCCCUCAAGUACUUGGCCAUAUUGGUAAAAAGUGACGAUGGCCUGGCCGCACUCAUUGAGACACGCACUCUCCAAUCAAUGAUUAAUCAGCUAGACGUUGGGUCUGAUCUCAAAGAAUCUUCAAUUUUUAACGCCUACAUGUCGUUGUUGCAGACAUUGAAUACUCAUAAACGGGGUCUGGAGUAUGUUUUCCAAGAAGGUUUAUGGAAAAUUAUACUUUUUGCUAUUCAUGGAUUAACUGUACCAGCAAAAUAUGUUGAAAUUCAAGCUAGUCAAUAUAUUGCCGACUUAAUUUAUAAGUCAUUUGACUAUGAAAUGGUGCAUAAUUGUGAACCUCUCCUUAAAGAACUAUUUUAUAAUUUAAAUUCAAUUGAUAAUCUAAUUGCCAAUCAUCAAGACGUAAAAGAAUUUUUCGCCUAUAAUGUUUAUGUAAAAACAUUAAUUUUAUCUUUGGAAAAAUUCAUUGGAACCAAGUAUGAAUCUGUUAUUGUCCAUAAAAUAAUUAAUAAAUAUUCUUUAUCAGAUGUAUUAAUGAAUAUUCAAAAACUAUUAAAUGUAAAUCCUAUCUUAUUAAAAAACUAUAUGACGUUACAUUUGAUAUUUGAUUGUUUUACUGUUUGGCAUAAUUCUGACAUGGAACAUGUUUUAAAAUCAAUUUUUUCUCAUAUGAAUAUGCCAAAAAACAUUCAAUCAUAUAAACAAAUUAACAACUUAUAUACACAAGCAAUUAGAUAUGCGAACACCAGUAAUGCACAAUUAGCAGCUAACACAGUAUUUGAAAAGGAAUUAAUUAUUGGUCAGUUGAUACCUUUAAAUAAAUGUUCAGACUGGCUUCAAUGUUCUAAAUCUGAAAAAUCAAAAUAUGAUAGAAGUUGUAUUAUUGAAUCAAACUACAUUUUAAAUUAUUGCAAUAAUUAUGAUUCUAUGAUGAAUGAAGUAGCCAUUUCUUCUAUACUCAACAUUGUGGACAUUGUUCCUAUACUGAAACAAAUGCGUUCUAGAAGAGAUUUGUCGUCACUGAUCACAUCAAGUUCUGAAGCUGAUCCAGAAUUUUUUCGUACUGUGCUUUGGAGCGACGAAGCUAUUUUUAAACUAAAUGGGCGUAUAAACCCACAUAAUUGCGUUUACUGGGCGUUUGAGAACCCGAAUUUAGUUCUACAACAAGAACUAAAUGUCCCGGGAAUCAUGGUUUGGGCUGGAAUUUGCGCCCACAUGAUCGUUGGGCCGUAUUUUUUUGAAAACGAAAAAGUAAAUGGUACGACGAACUUAGACAUGCUGCAAAAUCUUAAAAUUGAACUUGCAGAAAAUCCAGUGUUUGCCGGUCAUCAAAUGACAUUGCAACAGGAUGGCGCACCUGCGCAUUUCUCAGUCCAAGUACGAACGUUUCUCAAUGAAAACUUUCCGGGAUGGAUCGGACGCCGCGGAAUAGUUGACUGGCCACCACGGUCGCCGGACCUUACACCCUGUGAUUUUACCUUAUGGGGCAUACUGAAGGACAGAGUAUUCGCCCGUCGGCCAUGUUCCAUCAAAAUUUUGAAAGCAGUCAUCACGGAAGAACUUGAUGUGUCAUUGGAUUACUUAGCCAAUUUUUUUUCAACAUUAACAGAACAUUUUUUGAAUUCUGACAAUUGGUUAGAACAGUGUCAAGAUCGAGAUUCAAUUUAUAACAAAUUUUUAGAAAUAUUGUCAUACAUUUUUAUAUGUUGGGCAAAAGUAUUAGAAUGUAAAUUAUUAACUGAUAUUGCACAUGAUCCAUUGUUAGUGCCACUUGUACAGAGACAUAGUCAGUUUUUUCAUAAAUCUUCCCACAAUUCUACACUCUUACAGAAUGGUUUGAAAUUAAUUAGUACUGCAUUAAAUAAAAUGAACAAAGAAAGUGUACAAUAUACUGAUAAUUUGGAAGAUUUUGGAACACUGUGUACUACGCUUAAUAAUUUACUAUUGGAUACCAGACCUGAAAUUCGAGAUAGUUCUUUACAGUGUAUAAGAAGCAUAGUAAAUGCUUCUAAAUGCAGUUAUGGGAAUUUUUUUAUCAAACUCAUCUUGGAAAAACAUUUGUCAAUAGCUGUUUUAAAUACUCUUAAACAUGACAAUGAUCCAUUUGUGAGAUCUAAAGCUCUUGAAUGUUUAGAAGAAAUGGUAUCUGUGUUAGAUAUUUGGGAAACAUCUUUAAAAAAAUCAGAUUUAAUUACACAUUGUUUAAACUUAAUGCAAUAUGAAUCUGAAGGUAUCAUUAGAAGACAAAUUAUAAAACUCAUCACUGCAUUGUCGAUUUAUAAUGAGCUCAGUGAUAAUCUAUUUAAUGAAAUAUGCAUCGUAAUGGUACACAUUAGCAUCAAAGAUCCGCUUUGGGAAGUAAAAACAUUUACUUAUGAAUUUUGGAGUUCUGUUAUUCAUAAAUUUAUUGGAAAAUCUAGUAAACAAAAUAACACUGAAAGAUUAAAUGACAAUCUUGUCAAACUAAGUGCAACAGGCUGCUUACAUGUUCUUUAUGUUGCAUUAAAAGAAGAACAUGAUUUGGUUGUACAAAAAAAAGCCAUUUGUUUAACAAAAGAACUGCUUGUUUCUAUAAGCUCUACUGAUGAUAAUAUGCAAGACUUUAAUUUUAAACUAAAAAGUGAACCAGUAAAUAGAUUACACAAUAUUAUUGAUGGGAGCAUUGAAAAUUGUUCUGGUUCCAUCCUAAAAAAAUCCAGACAAAUUGACUCAGCCGAUAGGAUUUUAAACUCUAUUACAACAUCGAGUGACUGUGAAUUAUUGCCAAGUCUCAAGUCUUUCAACAAUAGUAAUAUUUAUCCAAAUGAUAUUUGUCUUCGUCAGAAAACUGAUGUCUAUUUGAAGAUAAAUGAUUUUUUAAAUUUUACUUCUACUUAUGAUUUUAAUGACUGUGAUGCUAAAACACAAUGGGUUAUAUCUACGAGGUCUGGUUUGGAUUCAAUGUUGGAUGACAUAAUUGGUCAAUCACAAAAUUGCUUCAUUGAAGGAGCUGAUCUUUUAGAUUGUCAUUAA
This is a messenger RNA of Macrosiphum euphorbiae (potato aphid), 3255 nucleotides long. The record is from the annotation of a GenBank genome assembly. Lineage: Eukaryota; Metazoa; Arthropoda; Insecta; Hemiptera; Aphididae.